Messenger RNA from Hyaloperonospora brassicae, 285 nucleotides. The record is from the annotation of a GenBank genome assembly. Lineage: Eukaryota; Oomycota; Peronosporomycetes; Peronosporales; Peronosporaceae.
AUGCGAGCGGUGGCCCGUACGGCAGGGAUCGAAACGCAACUGAAAAAGGGGUUCCUGCACGUUGAGCAGCUACAGCAACUGUCACAUCGGUACAGCGAGCAGACUUGUCUUGUAUGGGUACAACGUUUUCUAGCGUCAGAUGGCGAGAAGUUGGACGUCGAGCUCCGGAAGCGACGAGAGCCGCAACCGAGCAGGCUGGAGCUGAUGAUGAUCCUAAUCGUCGAGGCCGAACGAGCAGAGAAGAACGAAUUCGUCGACAAGCACAAGGACGCGCUUCGAGGCUGA